UGGAAAAAAAUGGGAUGCUUGUGUAGUGUUGCAAGCGGAUUAUCUAGCUGGGCGUCCUAGAGAGGAGUGUGCAAAUAGAUAGGGCUCACAAUCGCUCCGAUACACCGAUCCUUGCAGAAAUAGUGAGAACGAUGAUGAUGAUGGUGGUGGUGAUGAUGAUGGUGAUGAUGCUACCUACUACGGCAGUAUAGCGUACCAUAUUGUCACCAGCAGUUGUGAGUAAAGUAUUGUCGAAGGCUCGCAGGCACAACGGAUAUGCAUGUGUGUGUGUGUGUGAUUGUGUGGUGCCAUUUCAUUCUGGCUGUUGUCCCGCGAGGCGCAUUAACCAACCCCUCACCGUUUCGACGCACGUGAAUUGUGCCCCUGCGCGCAUGGUGCGGUUCAUGGUGGGCUUUUGCGGAAAAAGCAAACCAAAACCCUCAAGCAAAAAAAAAAAACACGAUUCACACGGAGAAACGAGCGAGAAAAAAAUACAUAGUUCCAGGAUGUACCUCCUGCAGACAUCCCUCUUAAACCAUCUCUCCCCACGUGUGUGGAUUUGAAGCAGAAGCAUGACACAAAUCAAGUAGCCUUUACGUGUGUAUGUGUGUGUGUGUGCGAAUAGUGAUAAAAAUCAAUGGUUGCUACAUAUCGCAAACCAUUGCUUCUCAAAUAAAGCUGCACAAACUUUCCAAACAUCCUUUCCAACUCGUGGUGGCUGGCUGCUGUUUCCCCGCGAUGACAAUGAUCACGAUGAUGAUGAUGAUGAUGAUGAUGUGGUGCUGAUAGAUGAGAAGGGGAGAGUAAGGCUAGUAGAGGCGACGACGGCAGGAACGGUGAGCACGCGCGCGCAAGCGAGACGGACGAAAACGUUGAUGAACGGACAAACUUCCGCAGUGUCUGAGAAGAACAAAUCACUGAAACGUGGUGAACCGCCGCCGUUGGGUAGAAGGGGGAGGUGGAGUGUGGGUCGAGGGAGCAGUGUCCUGCAGGAAGCAGUGACACGGAAGUGAUACCGUAGUGAACGCUUCUGAUGGGGUUGUAUAUAUUAUUGCUGAUAAGAAAACGGGCCAUCAGAAAAGGGCGCAUGUGAUAUGCAGCUGCCGUUGCAGCAGAGUAUAUCCACGCACGCACACAUAGCCGCACGUGUGUGGUUGUGUUUGUGUGGCUUUGAAGGCGUAAGGCUAGUGAAGAGUACGGGGAGCGCGUGUUUUGCAUUAGUGCAUAUCCUGUCCAUCCAAGCCAGCGUACGCGGUAAAGCAUGUAAACGGAGCCAGCAAAGUAGGCCUGGGGAGUACAUUUUCAUGCACACCACGAGAUGCGAGAAAGAACCCCCGUACAGUGAGAAAGUAUAAUGGAAGUGAGAUAGUGGUGUGUAGUGAUGUGAGAACAAACCGAGCACAAAUCUUUGUUAAAGAUGCAUUCGCUCAAUGGUGAUGGUGAAGAUAGCUUACCAAUGAACAGUUGGCGGUAUGGUUAAGAUGGCUUCAACAGAGGAACAGGAUAGGAAAAUAGUACUGGAAUUCUGCCACCUGCUGGAGAAGUCGAAGCAGCUCUUCAACGGAUUGCGCGAUCUGCCCCAGUAUGGGCACCGGCAGUGGCAGGCGUACUUCGGUCGCACGUUCGACGUUUACACCAAGCUGUGGAAGUUUCAGCAGCAACAUAGACUAGUCCUAGAUUCUAAGUAUGGUUUAAAGCGAUGGCAAAUCGGAGAAAUAGCUAGCAAAAUUGGACAACUCUAUUAUCAUUAUUACCUUAGAACGAGUGAAACAAAUUAUCUCAAUGAGGCAUACUCUUUUUAUGCUGCGAUCAGAGGGCGCGCUUACUACUCUAGAGCAAUCAAGGAGGACCGACCGGAUCUCAUGGUUAAGAAACUACGUUACUACGCUAGAUUUAUUGUUGUUUGUUUACUGUUGAAGAAGAUGAAGCUAGUGAGAGAGUUAGUUAUUGAAUUGGAGCGACAAAUACAGGAAUACACCACGACGUACGAGCCAGAAGAUCAGCUAGAGUGGUCACUAGUGCUGGAAGAAAUAAAAGGAUUCAUCAAGGCGGAAUCGGCCGUCGCCGUGCUGCAUGCCGACACGAACCCGAUCGUACUAUCGCACAGUGGUUCUGGUUCCAGGUUAAGCCCGCUCACCACCCCGCCCUGCGAACGGACGCCGCACAUGACGCUCAGCCUGCAGGAGAUUUUGAUCGUCGGUUCCGCCUGCGAGCAGGCCAAGUUUUCCGAGCUGACGAUGGACAUGUUUCGGAUGCUCCAAACGCUGGAACGCGAACCGACCGAUGCGAUGCACCCGAUGAUCGGUCAUCCGAUGGCACACGGAGGACCACACGACGCUAGUCCGGCGGCGAGCCGUAUGCCACCGUACGGUGUUCCGGGGUCGAAAGGAUACGUGGAAAACGGUGAUCGACGCGCGAUGCGUGAUAAUCCACACAAGUACUUGCUCUACAAACCGUCGCUCAGCCAGCUGAUGGUGUUUCUGUCCAGUGGGUUCAAGGAGCUGCCACCGGGCGGUGCCCUGCUGCUGUACAUGUCCGCCGACGGGUGCUUCUCGACUACGAAGCAUCCGCAAGACUAUGGUUACGAGCUGGGAGGAUUGGCGACGAGCGUAAAGCGUGACGCGGUGGACAGUGGGCUGUCGGUGCGCGGGAAAUCGAGUGCCGGCUACAAGGAACCGCACUGUCUGUAUCCGGGCGACCUGUACCCGUACACGCGGCGGCCCCUCUUCAUCAUAAUCGAUUCGGACAAUUCAUUCGUGUUCCAGCACAUACCGAGGUACUUCGGUCAACCGUUAGUUAUACUCAUGUCACCACAGGAUAUUCCUGCCAACUACCAAGAUUUGCAGCAUCACGGUUCGCUGUUUACGCUUUUCCUGCACUCUCCCAUGACGGCCAUGUGCUACAUCUGUAACGUCGGCGAUGUGCCGAUUCAUCACUGGGAACGAUGUCAAAGUUACGUGGACCGGUUCGUGACCGAAGCGUCCCGGCUAGUGACGCGCUGCCGGAUGGACGAGAUCGAGCAGGGUAUCGGUUACAUAGAUUCGUCGUACGUGCAGUUCUUCGGUGAUGAUUUCCUGCGAACGCUCAUUCUACGGUUCGUGUUUUGCGACGUCGCGUUACGGCUGCACCGUGGCUUCCGCGGCCGGCAUCAGCGGCCCCGCUGCGAACCACCGCUGCCCGGGCCGGAGCUGCUGGAGCACCCGUCGCUGGCCCACAUCGUACUGCAGCUAGCGACGGCGCUCGACGUGCGGGGACACUUUGUCGAGGGUCCGGAAGGCGAUUGA
This is a messenger RNA of Anopheles stephensi (Asian malaria mosquito), 3263 nucleotides long. RefSeq names its product protein SCAI. Gene Ontology annotation, cellular component: nucleus. Bases 1452 to 3263 code for a protein of 603 amino acids. The record is from RefSeq and is a predicted model, not a curated record. Gene Ontology annotation, biological process: DNA-templated transcription. Gene Ontology annotation, molecular function: transcription corepressor activity. Lineage: Eukaryota; Metazoa; Arthropoda; Insecta; Diptera; Culicidae. The transcript is spliced from 11 exons.